This is a messenger RNA of Oncorhynchus gorbuscha (pink salmon), 4341 nucleotides long. Its product is annotated as SLIT and NTRK-like protein 3. Gene Ontology annotation, cellular component: GABA-ergic synapse; postsynaptic density membrane. NCBI's taxonomy places the organism in Eukaryota, Metazoa, Chordata, Actinopteri, Salmoniformes, Salmonidae. Gene Ontology annotation, biological process: regulation of presynapse assembly; positive regulation of synapse assembly; axonogenesis. Gene Ontology annotation, molecular function: protein binding. The coding region runs from base 293 to 3250 and encodes 985 amino acids. The record is from RefSeq and is a predicted model, not a curated record. The transcript is spliced from 10 exons.
CUCUCUCUCUCUCUCUCUCUCUCUCUCUCUCUCUCUCUCUCUCUCUCUCUCUCUCUCUCACCCACAUUGCAGUCCUGUCACGUUCCCUCUGCUCCCCCCAUCCGCCUCAACCGCUCCAGGAGGGGAAAGGAGAGAGGGAAGGAAGAGUGCAGCUGAAAAGCAAACAGACAUGUCGACAGCCAACGCAUAAAGUCUCCCAUCGGCUGUUCGUGGAUUUCUUCGCGGAACCUGAUGCGGUGAGGGGUGGGUGUGUGCCGCUGCCCUGGGCUGGGCUGAAGGCAGAGGAGGUAGGAUGCUGUGGCUCUCCCUGCUGUCUGUGGUGGUCCUGGGUUGUGUGACCCCGACCCAGACACACACUCACACACACACCCCGACACCCACCUCCACACACACCCCUAUGGUGGACAGCUCGGAGGAGGAGGUGGACGAACCGUGCUUCGAGCCGUGCACGUGCGAGGUCAAAGAGGGUGUGUUGCACGUGCACUGUGAUGGGCGGGGCUUCACUAACGCCAGCCAGGUGUCCCAGUCCUGGCUCCGCCCCUUCAAGCUCAACCUGCAGAAGAACUCCUUGAGGCGUCUCUAUAGCAACGGCUUCCUGCACCAUAGCAAUGCCGUGGCGAUAAACCUAGGCAACAACGCGCUGCAGGACAUCCGUGCCGGGGCGUUUCAUGGUCUGGGGACACUGAGACGCCUCUACCUCCACGAGAACAAGCUGGAUGUGUUCCGCAACGACACCUUCUCUGGUCUGGAGGCACUGGAGUACCUGCAGGCCGACUACAAUGUCAUCAAACGCAUCGACAGCGGGGCGCUACGCUACCUGCUUAAAUUACGAGUGCUCAUCCUCAACGACAACCUGAUCCCUGCUCUGCCUCCUCACCUCUUCAGAUCUGUGUCUCUGACCCACCUGGACCUGCGGGGGAACCGUCUGAAGAGCCUGGCCUACGCCGGGACCCUGGAGUACAUGGGCCGUAGCCUGAUGGAGCUCCAGCUGGAGGAGAACCCCUGGAUCUGUGGCUGUGAGGCAGUCCAGCUGCAGACCUGGCUGGGACACAUCCCUUACACCGCAGUGGUGGGGGACAUCACCUGCGAAUACCCCUUCCACCUGCACGGGAAAGACCUGAGGGAGAUACCACGCAAAGAACUGUGUGCCGGAGAGGUGGAGGGAGAGGGGGAGAAGGAGGGAGAGAGGGAGAAGCACGGAGGGGUACAGCCUCCUCAGCAUCCGCCUUCUAACCCGAAAGCGAACCCCAAGCCUGGGAGGCCCAGACCAACCAAACCGUCCUCCAUGGUUCACCAUCAGAACACACAUACCUCAUCUUCGUCGACUUCUUCAUCAUCGGUGGAGCGGAGGGGGAGAGAGAGGUCCCCUCGGCCCACCAAGCGUCCCCGGCCCUCCAGGACACCCCCCACCCAGCGUAGCCUCCUCCCCAACCAGCCCCCUCCCAUCGCAGGGUACCAGACUCGCCCCCCCAUCCCCAUCAUAUGUCCUCUGGGGUGCACCUGUAACCUCCACAUCUCAGACCUAGGGUUGACAGUCAACUGUAAGGAGAGCGGCUUCCAUAAUGUGUCCCAGCUCACGCCACGCCCCCUCAACGGACGGAAGCUGUACCUCAGCGGCAACCUCAUCCAGCGGAUCUAUAAGUCAGAUUUCUGGAAUUUUUCCAGUCUGGAUCUACUUCACCUGGGAAACAACCGUAUCUCCUUUAUUCAGGAGGGAGCGUUCUCCAGCCUGCCGACCCUGAGGAGUCUCUACCUGAAUGGCAACAACCUGCAGAGGCUUAGCCCACACAUGUUCCUGGGUCUACUUAACCUCAGGUAUCUGUACUUUGAGUACAAUGAGAUCAGUGUGGUGGAGUUGGGAGCGUUCAGCCCCAUGCCGUCUCUCCAGCUGCUCUUCCUCAACGCCAACCUGCUGAGGUCACUUCCUAUCGGAGUGUUCCAAGUCAUCUCCCUCUCUCGCCUCAACCUCCGCAACAACCACUUCCUCAGCCUGCCUGUAGAGGGGGUGUUAGAGGACCUCACUGGACUGGUGCAGGUGGACCUGCAGCAGAACCCAUGGGAGUGCCGGUGUGAUGCGGCCCCUCUGAAGCGCUGGCUGGAGGGCCUGAGUGCGGUGGUGGUGGUGGGGGAGGUGGUCUGUCACUCACCAGAAGAGACCACAGGUACAGACCUUCGCUCUCUUUCCCUGGACCUCCUCUGUCCAGACCUGGACACCCACCAGGCCACGGUGGAGAACCAUGGGGAGUGGAACAGCUCCACAGCCCCAGACGGUGAUUUCUCUCUGGGCUACCCUGUGCCAGGCCAUGGCCCCCUGGGUCCCCUGCCUAAGACUUCCAUCCCUCUGUCGGUGUUGGUUCUCAGCCUGCUGGUGCUGUUCGUGUCGGCGUUCUUUGCGGCAGCGGCGCUGAUCGCCUAUGCCCUGAGGAGGCGGGACAAGCUGCCGUUCCGGCGGCAGGGAGAGGUGGAUCUGGCUGGGAUCCAGAUGGAAUGUGGGAUAUUCACCGAGCAGCAGCACCACAGGUUACCGGUACCGAAGACCCCUCCUCCUCUGUCUGCCUUGCAGCAUAGCCUUGUCUACGAUAGCAUCCUCCCCGCCGACCCUGGCCCUAACCCUAACCUCAGUCCCUCAACACACAUGUGCAGUAGCCCAGUCUAUAAGAAUGAGGAUGAUUCAGUGGUGAAGCAGCAAUGGCAACAACAGAAGCAGUUCUCUACUUCUAAAGAGAAAGGGAACGUGCGAAGAUACCCCUCGGCGGGGGAGAGAGAGAGCGAAGGACACUAUCGUUUUGUGGCAGAGAGAGAGCGAGAGUGUAACAUGGAGGUGUCUCGUCCCCACAUCAGUACCGUUGCCGGGGCAGUGGGACCCCCUCUUUCAGAUCUCCAUGGAAACGGGACCCUCUGCCCAACGGUCAUAGACAGCCAGGGCCCCACCCCCAAGGUGGGAUUGGUUGACUGCCUGUUUGGGAUCUCUGGAAUGUCCGCCGCCGUCCCAGAGUUCCGAGACCUGCCGGACAGGUAUACACGUCCCCCACCACCCCGCUAUCCCCACCCUCCACAACCCCUUCAGCCCCCCGAACCCAAAGAGGAAACUAGAGCCAGCCAAUCACUCGUGGUUACUACAAUGACAGCGUGCGCGGGGCCAAGCAGUAGUAAUCAGAGCCAGAACUCAGAGUUUCCGCGAGAGUUGAGAAUGAGACUCAGUACCAAGCCGGAUUACAUGGAAGUCCUGGACAGAUCUUAUCAGUUCUAAUAGAUGUUCUAAUGUUACCAUGGAACCGCUGGCGUUGACAAUAAAUGACUCCUCUAAUAUGUCAUGUCUUGAACAUGUUGAUAUGCAGAGGUAAACCUGUGUGUGGCGAGAGCUGUUAGGACUAGGAUGAAGUUACUCUUAGAUGAGGCUUUGGAAAAGAUAAGCUGAUCCUAGAUCAGUGCCUGAGACUAGCAAUUAUUUUUUGUACCGUUGAUGACUAAAUACUAAGUAUCAGGCUUUUUUUAUUCCCAGCAUCACAAAGCAAGACAAUGUGGUGUGUGUGUGUGUGUGUGUGUGUGUGUGUGUGUGUGUGUGUGUGUGUGUGUGUGUGUGUGUGUGUGUGUGUGUGUGUGUGUGUGUGUGUGUGUGUGUGUGUGUGUGUGUGUGUGUGUGUGUGUGUGUGUGUGUGUGUGUGUGUGUGUGUGUGUGUGUAUAUUAAACAAUGUGGUGGGUGGGUGUGUGUGUGUUCAUGUUAGACAAUAUAGUGGGCGUGUGUUUGUUCAUGUUAGACAGUAUAGUGUGUGUGUUCAUGUUUUCUCUCGAAAGACCUGCUGAUGAGACACUCAGUUGCUCUGCCUCUCCAAUAACAUCAUGAAACACAAUGAGAGAGAAAGAGAGACUGAGACACAGGGAGGAGUCAGGAAUGAAGUGGUAAAGAGAGGGGGGUGUAAACGCAGAGUCACAGUCUGACGGGUGUCUAAUGUAGCAUGUAACACUUUCCAUAUGAAAAGAACGUGGAAGAGGUGUUGAAGUGUGUUUACCCUGGACACUACAUACCUGGUAUUAGUGUCACUGUGUCUGAGUGUUACUGUGGACCACAGGAUGCUGGUGGUACCUUCAUUGAGGAGGACGGGCUCAUUGUAAUGGCUGGAACAGAAUAAUGGAAUGGUAUCCAACAUGUGUCGGGUCCCAUUCCAUUCACUCUGUCCCAGCCAUUAUUAUGAGCCGUCCUCCUCUCACCAGCCUCCUGUGGUGUGGAAAGAGGAAGAAAGAGAUAUGACACAGUCAAGUGCCUUAGCAAUUAGCAGCCAGACCUGGGUCUAAUACACAUGUCCGAUACAUUCAAAAAAGUGCUUGAGAUGAGUACACAC